Penicillium canescens is the source of this 1185-nucleotide messenger RNA. RefSeq lists its product as uncharacterized. Bases 1 to 1185 code for a protein of 394 amino acids. The record is from RefSeq and is a predicted model, not a curated record. Gene Ontology annotation, cellular component: endoplasmic reticulum tubular network. NCBI's taxonomy places the organism in Eukaryota, Fungi, Ascomycota, Eurotiomycetes, Eurotiales, Aspergillaceae. The transcript is spliced from 3 exons. Gene Ontology annotation, biological process: endoplasmic reticulum tubular network organization.
AUGGUGUCCUUUUGGCCCUGGAAGGGCGAUGACAACUCAGCGGCUUCUUUCGAGAAGACCCUAUCCUCGCUGUCGACAAAGAUCGCCCAGGCGACCACGCGACUGGACCAACAACGGCAAUCCUCGCGGCGCUUCAAAGCCCUCUGGACGCUUUAUUCGACGUUCGCCUAUUUAUUCUAUACCAUCGUCCUUGCUUUGAUAUUGGGAUGGGAAAGCUGGGGAGUCAAGGAAUACGCAGCUAUUGGGGGUGGGCCUGUCCUGAUCUAUGCAGUUCGGACCAUAAGCUCCAAGGCUUUCAACUACCGCAUCAACCGUCUCCAACGCCACCUUGACGAUCUCCACAAGCAGCGCGAGGCGACAAUCGAGAAGCUGAAGGUUGCCACCAAGUACAACUCCACCCAACAACUGCUGGAGAAGUACGGCGGCGAGUCUCCCAAGCCGUCACCCAAUCCGAAGGGAGCCGGCGAGAAAGGCAAGCCUGCCCAGCAGCCAAACCAACCCUUCGCCCGCACUGGUCUCCCACCACCACCCACCGCCAACAUCCGACGUUCCCCUUCCUCCCCUCAAACCCCGAACAAUGCGCCACCUCAACCUCCAUCCCCUCCGCAGGAGCUAGCUCACGGCACCCCGCAACCCCAGCAACCAUCGUUCGCCCCUUCCCCUUACCCCCAACCCCCAGCCGAACAGGCCGAAUUCGCACCCAACGCGUACUCGAACAACAACGGCCAAGGUAUCGAGCAACCGCACUGGUACGACCGUCUCCUGGAUGUCCUCCUCGGCGAAGAUGAAACCCAACCUCGCAACCGGAUGGUGAUGAUUUGCACCAGCUGCCGGCUUGUAAACGGCCAAGCACCCCCCGGGAUCAAGACACCGGAAGAGCUGGGCCGCUGGCGUUGUGGAAGCUGUGGCGCCUGGAAUGGAAGUGAGAGCGAAACCAGCCAGAUGCUCACUAGCUUGCGUCAGGAGACGGCGCCAGCCGAGGGAACUUGGGAGCCCGUGUCGAAGGCCGAUGCGGAUCCUCAGUCGUCUGAGAGUGUGGAUGAGGCGCUCAUGGUCCCUUCGAGUGAGGGUGAGCAGGGGGAAUCUGGUGGAUCAGACGCGGAUGCGCGUGAACUGGACGAUGAACCUACGGCCGAGCCUGUGCGACGUUCUAAGCGUGGUGGAAAGGGGAACAAAGCGAAGUAG